AUGUUAUUAUCAUUAGGAAGGAAAUCUAGGUACCUUAGGUUAAUCCUAUUAGGUACUAUAUUAGUCUCAGUACUGUAUUUAUUAAUAACUUACGAAAAAAUAGAUCAAAUUGACAGUCCUGUGGCUAGUAGAUUAUACCACAGGCAGACUCCUAAGUUAGUUCAAGGACUAGGAAACUUUGAGCCAAAGGAAAACGAAAAUAGAGAUGGUCCAGGUGAAAGAGGACAGCCACAUCAUCUAAAGCAAAAUCAGCAAAAUAGUGCUGAUGAUUCUGAAUCAGAAUACGGAAUGAACGUGGCAUGUUCAGAUGAAAUCUCAUUAGAUAGGAGUAUCGUUGAUACACGUUUAAAGGAAUGCAGACAUUGGGAUUACCCUGAAAAUCUUCCAACAACAAGUGUUAUUAUAGUUUUUCACAACGAAGGGUGGUCAGUUCUGAUGAGAACUGUACACUCUGUCUUGAACAGAUCUCCCAAGCAUGUACUGAAGGAAAUAUUAUUAGUUGAUGACUUCAGUGAUAAAGAGAAUUUGAAAUCAAAGUUGGAGAGCUACAUUGAACAGUUUAAUGGCAAAGUAAGAUUGAUAAGGAACAAUCAAAGAGAGGGUUUGAUUAGAACAAGGUCUAGAGGUGCUCAAGAAGCUACUGGGGAAGUUAUUGUGUUCCUAGACGCCCAUUGUGAAGUCAACACCAACUGGCUUCCGCCCCUUUUAGCCCCCAUCUAUCGGGAUCCCAGCACCAUGACUGUUCCAAUAAUUGAUGGUAUUGACCACAAAACCUUCGAAUACAGACCCGUGUACGGAGAUGAUCGUCAUUAUAGAGGCAUCUUUGAGUGGGGUAUGUUGUACAAAGAAAACGAAGUGCCUGAGAGGGAGUUGAAAAAGAGGAAACACUACAGUGAGCCAUAUAAGAGUCCGACACAUGCUGGUGGAUUAUUCGCUAUGAACCGGAAGUACUUUUUGGAAAUUGGAGCAUACGAUCCAGGUCUUCUGGUAUGGGGCGGCGAAAAUUUCGAACUGAGCUUCAAAAUAUGGCAAUGCGGCGGCAGCAUAGAAUGGGUGCCGUGUUCGAGAGUCGGCCACGUUUAUCGCAGCUUCAUGCCCUACAACUUCGGCAGCUUGGCCAAAAAGAAGAAGGGCCCCCUCAUCACGAUUAACUACAAGCGCGUGAUAGAGACAUGGUUCGAUCCCGAGUACAAGGAAUUUUUCUAUACCAGAGAGCCGAUGGCUAAAUACCUCGAUAUGGGCGAUAUUAGCGAGCAAUUGGCGCUUAAGGAUAAGUUGAAAUGCAAGAGUUUCCAAUGGUACAUGGAUAAUGUGGCUUAUGACGUUCUUAAUAAGUAUCCUAAAUUGCCGCCGAAUUUGCAUGUCGGAGAAUUACGAUCCGUGGCGGCCACCAAAUGCCUGGACACUCUGGGACAUGCUCCGCCCUCUCUGAUGGCUGUCCAACAUUGCCACGGCUUCGGCAACAAUCAGCUGAUGAGAUUGAAUGCCAAAGGGCAAAUGGGAGUCGGAGAAAGGUGUAUCGAAGCUGACGGUCAAGGCGUCAAAUUAGCUUUUUGCAGAAUGGGAACCGUUGAUGGACCCUGGGUGUAUGACGAAAAUACGUAUACGUUAUUGCAUAGGGUGCACAAAAAAUGCAUGGCUCUGCAUCCGCAAACGAGCAAUCUGUCGCUGAUGCCGUGCGACAUCAACAACGCAUAUCAGCAGUGGCUGUUCAAGCAAAUUAAACCAAAAUGGAGCGAAUAA
Molecule: messenger RNA, 1743 nt
Organism: Psylliodes chrysocephalus
Lineage: Eukaryota; Metazoa; Arthropoda; Insecta; Coleoptera; Chrysomelidae
Source: the annotation of a GenBank genome assembly